Messenger RNA from Saccoglossus kowalevskii, 2380 nucleotides. Its product is annotated as ER membrane protein complex subunit 10-like. Lineage: Eukaryota; Metazoa; Hemichordata; Enteropneusta; Harrimaniidae. The record is from RefSeq and is a predicted model, not a curated record. Gene Ontology annotation, cellular component: EMC complex.
GUUCUCUUGUAUAUUUCAGGUGGAAAGCUUCAUUGAUUCUGACACUGGAAGUAAUCUUAUGUUACCAGUUCAACAUGCAAUCGGAGUUGGUAACAAUGUUGAGUUUGUAAACCGAGGUGCCCUGUUAUUCCGCUCUUUAAAGAGUGUGUCAGGAACAUUUCAACAACUAUCAUCUUUAUCAGUAGACUUCAGAGAGCAGUUAAGGGAAUCUUCACUGAAUAAGAACACACUGUAUCGUAUUCGAGUACCAACAAAACUAGGAGCAUCAUUUGAUGAUAGUAAUGUAAAAUAUGUGUCAACUUUUAUCAAAGCGUGUUCAUUAUAUGAAUCAAAACUGAAUGAUUUAAUCACAGUGACCAUUGAUCAGAAAGGUGAUAUCUUGGGAGUCAGUAUUGUACCCUUGGUGGGAGACUGUAAAGGUCAUGACAUUGAUGAAGUCGAUCUAACACAUUUCAACACCAGCGUGGAGUUAGCAACUAUUAUUACUGGACCUGUUCCUGAAACACAAGCAUAUAUACAGAAACUAGAAGAAGAAAAGGCACAGAGAGAAGGAAAGGGAAACUCAACUGAACAAAAAUCAUUCUUUGGAAAAUAUUGGAUGUACAUUGUACCAAUAGUGUUAUUUUUAAUGUUAUCUGGAGCACAGGAUCCAAAUGCACAAAGAGGCGGUGGUGGCAGUUCAUAGCCAGCAUGGAUGCGAUUAUAUUGCAGUAAACCUGUCCUGUUUGUAAAGCAUUGAACAUCAUCUCAGAGUGGGCUUGGGAAUUUUCUAUUAAAACCAUUGUACAGCACCUAGUUGUAAAUUUAAAUCAGUGCAAUUGAGGGCAUCAAUCAAUUGGUCAGUCUGAGCAUGGACCUACGAACCCAAGGAUGAACAGCAGACAUUAAAAGAUGGUUAAAAUCUUUUUGUUUUUGCUAAUCACUCUUUUGUCCUAUAUGUUUGAAAUAUAUGAUUGAGGCCACCAAAAAGUUAAAGCUUCUACUCCCACAGAAGUAUAAUUAGUUUGAUCAUGGAGGUAUUAACAGUUUAUACUUCCAUGGUUUGAUUCAGCGAAAGAUGCUGUGCACACUGCCGAUCUUAUUGACUUUCUAGUUGUUAAAUGUUUGUGUUUUUCAUGGUAUAAACGGCUGUGCUUUACAUUGCUUGUUUUUUCACAGUGAAUCUAUGCAUAUUUCAAUUUUUCACUUUGCGAAUUUUAUCAGUCAUCCAUGACACACACUGUGUUUGUCAUCGUCAUUUGCGUCUUAUUGUUUUCAAUCUCAAUGAUAUAUGUUGUCAGGACAUUUCACUAUUACACAUAGAUAUUGCACCUUUGCACAUAGAUUUUGCACUUUUGUACAUGUAUAUUGCACCUUUACACAUAGAUAUUGCACUUUUACACAAGGAUAUUGCACCUUUACACAUAGAUAUGGCACUUUUACACAAGGAUAUUGCACCUUUACACAUGAAUAUUGCACCUUUACACAUUAAUAUUGCACCUUUACACAUGAAUAUUGCAUCUUUACACAUGAAUAUUGCAUCUUUACACAUGAAUAUUGCAUCUUUACACAUGAAUUUUGCACCUUUACACAUAGAUAUUGCAUCUUUACACAUAGAUAUUGCAUCUUUACUACACAUAGAUAUUGCAUCUUUACACAUAGGUAUUGCAUCUUUACACAUAGAUAUUGCAUCUUUACACAUAGAUAUUGCAUCUUUACACAUGAAUAUUGCAUCUUUACACAUGAAUAUUGCACCUUUACACAUAGAUAUUGCACCUUUACACAUAGAUAUUGCACCUUUACACAUAUAUAUUGCAUCUUUACACAUGAAUAUUGCACCUUUACACAUAGAUAUUGCACCUUUACACAUGAAUAUUGCACCUUUACACAUGAUAUUGCACCUUUACACAUGAAUAUUGCAUCUUUACACAUGGAUAUUGCACCUUUACACAUGAAUAUUGCAUCUUUAUACAUGGAUAUUUUAGUGUUCAGAAGCAAAUAGUAAGUGUCAACACAAAUAAUGUUAUUCAAUCAUAUAUGUGUAAUAUGUACAAAGUAAAUAUCACAAGCGCUCAUUGUAACAAAGAAUGAAAGAAAGCUGUUCAUCCUGGGGUUUGUAGGUCUGAGCAUCCUUCGUGAAACCUUUUUUUACAAGAGUUUUAUGCAUAUUUAUUCUGUCUAUGAUCAGAUCAGUUGAUAGACAAGUCCAUGAAGGAAUAGAAGCUAUAUUCAAAAUCCAAAAACAAGGACUUAUAAUUUGGGUACUGUCAGUGUAAAUAUUACAGGUGAUUCAACAGUUCUUUAAAUGAUAACAUUGAUCCAAAAAUUACUGCUCUACUAUAUUGGUUUGUAGAAAUGAGUACAAGUUGUGACAUGUUAGUCAAAAUAAAACAUCGUGCCC